AUGUCCGAUGAUCCGCAGGAGCAGGGCGACGCCUCGGUCAGCGAUCAUUCUGCCUCAAAUAACGAUGAGGGCUUAUCCAGCAGAGUAGCAGCGAUCGAAACCAAAUUGGAUCAGCUUAUGAACACCUUGAACGCAAAUGGAGAGUGGGAGAAGACCCAGACUCUGGAGCAGGCAUUCCAGCCUGGGAAGAAUAACGUUGCGAACCUUGGGCAUCUUGGCCUGGUGGUCUUGACAGCAUCCAUUGUCGGGAAGUGUGCCCAGCAUAGUAUCCACGAACACAGUCGGGAAGAGAGUCGAUUGCCGCCCUGGGAUUCCAAAUCGGAAUUUGCGGCCAUCUACUCCGUCCUUCUACAGCUUGAGACCCAAUUUGAGAUGGGCGGUAGGAUCAACGAUAUACUCACCAAAGACUACCUUCAGGACGGUGUCGUCGAUACACAAAUGGCCGGUCCAUAUGUGUUCUCUCACGCUUUGUUUCACAUGUCUCAAUGUCUCAUACACCACCCUUUUCUCCUCUAUAACCAGUCAAGGGCCAGGGGUGUCAAAGCUCCGGCGAGCUUCCUUAACAGGUCACUGCAGACGUGCAGGGAGAACGCCAAUGCCAUAUCAGCAUUGAUUCAGGAUACGAGAAGUGCUGGAUAUCCGGUCUACUUCUCUUUUAUGGGCUAUUGCGUUACAGUCACUGCCGGCAUUCACAUGUUGUGCUUGCAAACCAAGGAUAGCGGUAUUCACCAGCUGUCAACGUACUACCUUCAAUCGGAUAUGGCUUUCUUGGAAGAGUUCUCUAGGUAUUGGAAGAGCGGGCAAACCAUGUUGGCAACACUACAAAGAUAUGCAAGCCAGAUUUCGCUAUACGGCACCUUGGUCACCACUUCGCCAGAGCUUGAAAAUCUCGACGCUAACGAGCUUGAAAAUCUCUGGGCCACUGUCGACUAUAGCAGCAUGUCGCAAAACACAAAAGCAGACACAUCACCUACCAGCUCGAAACUUCCCUCACAAAGCUGCAACUUCCUGUUCGGCCUGUACUCGGAGCAGUCGUCGAACCCAAACAGUUUCGAUCGAUUGAAUUUUCCCUCAGCGUCGAAUUCACUCUCCAACGACCUUGUGCCAUUCAAUCAUGCAGCUUUUGGAGACAUGUCAUCUGUUAAUUCUUUUUUCGCCAGCUCACCAUUCAACUUUGGUGGCUAA
This is a messenger RNA of Coniosporium apollinis CBS 100218, 1185 nucleotides long. RefSeq lists its product as uncharacterized. Bases 1 to 1185 code for a protein of 394 amino acids. Lineage: Eukaryota; Fungi; Ascomycota; Dothideomycetes. The transcript is spliced from 4 exons. The record is from RefSeq and is a predicted model, not a curated record. Gene Ontology annotation, cellular component: nucleus.